Culex quinquefasciatus (southern house mosquito) is the source of this 10429-nucleotide messenger RNA. Its product is annotated as sporulation-specific protein 15. The record is from RefSeq and is a predicted model, not a curated record. The transcript is spliced from 8 exons. NCBI's taxonomy places the organism in Eukaryota, Metazoa, Arthropoda, Insecta, Diptera, Culicidae. The coding region runs from base 203 to 9361 and encodes 3052 amino acids.
AUGAUGUGUAAUUCUGUGUUUGUUCGUCGCGCUGCGUUCAAUUUUCCCCUUCGUCGAAAAAAAGCAAAAAGUGUCCGAUAUUCGUUGUAAAAGGGAAUAUGUGUGUAACAUUGUGAUCGACUGUAAUUUACUACAAAAAAACUAGGAAAAACCUAAAAUCUAUCAAAAUUUGACGUCAACGAAAUAAACCCAAAUUACGAGAAUGUCCGGUUACGACCCGGGCGGUGGUGACCAGCCCAGCCGUGGCAGCACGCCCGACCUGACCAGUCUGCAGGAGAACUUCAGCCAGCAGCAGGCCAAAAUCACGGCGCUGCGCGAGCUGGUCCGCGCCACCGAGUCCGCCCAGGGCAAAAAGACGGCCUCCGCGCAGGAAAAGGUGAAGAACAUCGCCCAGCGCCUGACGCAGUACAAAACCAAGGCCACCAAGUCCCGCCUCAGCCGCGCCUCCAGCUCCGAGGUGGACCUCAUGUCCACCCGGAUCAACGAGGAGACGACCGAGGUCGAAGUUGACUCGAGCUUCGCCAACAUCAGCAGCGUGGCGUACGAGGAGCAGCAGCACAUGUCGCUGCCAACGGCGCGCGCCCGCUCGGAAACGCCCGGCAGCGAAAAGGUCAACCUGCUGCGCCAGCAGAUGGAGCAGAACCGGCUGAAGAUGGCGGCGCGCGAAAGUCAGAAGCGCGAGGUCGAGGAGCGCGUCAUCGAGCUGAAGCACAAGCUGGAGGCGUCCCAGCACACGCUGGAACAGUCGACGGCGGAAUUUGGCCGGUCGACGGGGGAUUUGAGCGGGUUGCUGCUCGGGCCGCCAGCCGUCACGCCGGUCAAGAUGGGACGGUUCGAGUUUAACAAGAGCACGUCGGAUCUGACGCAGAUGGUUGCUGGAGGUGGCGGAUUAACUUCGAGUCUGGAAGUGGAACGGCUGCGGUACCUCGAGGGAAGGGUUAAAGUGUUGGAGCAGGAGCUGGCCAAUCAACCGAGUUCCGACGAGCGCGUGAAGGAGCUUGAGCGUAAAAUCCUGGACCUGGAAGAGGCGCUCAAAGAGAAAGAGUGCGUGAUUGAGGCGCGAACGCAGGCUGUUUCCCUCAUGACGGAGAAUUUGACCGCGAAGGGAAGGAACACGGUCGAUUUGCUGGAGGACACCAAGCAGGAGAUGCUGCGCAUGCAAACGAACUUUGUGCAGGCCGAGGCGAGUUUGAAGCAGGAGCUGGACCGAUUGCAGGUCGAACUGGACGAGCGCUCGGCCAAGGUGUCCAACCUGGAGGAGAUGAACAACAUCCUGGAGACGGCCCGGUACGACCUGACGGUGGAGAACUCCACGCUGCGGCAGAGCCUGGAGGACGUGCAGGACUUUGCCACCAAGAUCAGCGAGCUGAACAAGCUGAACCAGAGUCUGCAGCACCGGAUCACGGAGUUGGAGGGUUCGCGGUACGAGUUCAUAACCGACGCGGAGGUCGAGCAGGCUCGGCGGGAGGGCGAGAGUGACGAGCGGGUGAGGGAACUGGAGGAGCGGGUGCGGGAGUUGGAGGAGACUGGGGAUUUGGCGGAGAAGGUGCGGAGUUUGGAGGCGACGAUCGAGGCGCAACGGGAACAGCUUGAGGGUCAGAGCAAGGUGUACGAGGAGUUGCAGGAAUCGUUGCAGGAGAAGACGGUGGAGUUGAACGUGUUGAAUGCGAACUUUUCCGUGCUGCAGGAGAAGCUGAAGACGGCCGGGCCGAAGCAGUUGUUCCCCAAGUCGGCGGAGGAAGAAGCGGAGGGGGAGACGAGCAAGCUGAAGCAACAGCUGGACGAAGCGAACAAGGGCGCGAUCAAGUCCAAGCUGAAGAUCAAGCAGCUGCAGAAGCAAGUGGAUUCAUUCAAGAAGACCUCGGCGGUUCACGAGGAGGUCGUGCGGUUGACGGAGGAGGUCCAAACCCUCACCCAACGGCUAGCCGAAGUCGAGGAGGAGAAGGGCAACCUCCAACUCCAUCUCGUCAACUACGACGGCUCCCUCCCCGACUCCGAACUUGAAAAGCGCAUCAAAAUCCUCGAAACGACCUGUCAAAACCAAACCCAAGCGAUCCAACUGCUCGAGGAGCAAAAGCUGGACAUGGACGAGGACCUGAACGCGACCCGGCACGAGCUGGAAACGAUGCGCGAAUCCAGCAAGGUCGCGGACCAAGGAACCACCUCGAUCCAGUCCCAGAUGACGUCGAUCGAGUACGAGGAAAAGUUCGAGCAGUGCGUCACCGAUCGGGAAGAGUUGCGGACUCAAAUCGGCAAGCUGGAGAGCGAACGCACCGAGCUGCAGCAAAAACUCGAGCGGUACAUGUGCGAAAACAUUGAGCUGCUCGAUCGGAUCGAGAAGUUGAGUUCGGUGGAGAAGGUCAGCUCGGCGGAGUCGAUUGAAAUUGUGGAGGGGCUGACGGCGAGCGAGAAGCAGGAGAUUGAGGGGUACGAAGCGGCGGCGGCCAAGAAGAAGAAGAUGGCUGCUGCGGCUGGGGAAGUGGGAGAUGAAGGGGUGGACGAAGGAGGAGCGGUGGAUGAAGCGAAUAGAUCCAUCGCGAAGCACGCGGACGUCGCGCUCGAUCCUAGCGCCGACGACGACGAAGACGACCUCAACUCGAGUCUGGUGAAGCUGCGCGAGGAAAGCAGCGAGCUGAGCCACAAAAUCGAGCUGUUUACGAACGAGCGGCGGGAGGUGCUGGAAAAGUUGGAAGCGCUGACGGUGGAGAACGCUAGGAAUGUUGAGGAGUUGGAGCGGUUGAGGGCGGAGAAUCGGGAGCUGGUGGCUUCCGGUUCCGGGUCGAGUCAGAGCUCGCCGGUGAAGAAGGGGGUGGAGUUUGAUCGGGACGGGUUCGAGCAGGCGCUGCGGUCGGUGGAGAACGAGGUGGCGAAUUACAGCAAGAACAAGGACAAGAACAAGAAGCUGCAGAUUGCGAAGAAGCUGGCGGGGGAUGCGAAGAAUUUGGGGAGGUUGGCGGGGGGGUUGUUGGCGGAGGUUGAUGGGACGAGCGGGUUGAGGGAGCAGAUCAUGGAGAUGACGCACGCCCAGAUCGGGAAGAUCGAGCAGAUUGAGCUGUUGAGGGAGGAGGUUGUGCGGAAGAGGGAGGAGAUUGAUGAGCUGAAGCGACACUUGGAGGCGAAGGCGGAGAAGAGUUCGUCGGAUGAUGAGCCGGAACUGUUGAAGGUGGAGUUGAACAGUAGGAAUGAUGAGAUCAGGGAACUGAAGAAGGAGUUGGAGUCGUUGGCGGCGAGGAAGACGGUUGAGGUUGAGGAAGUUCAGUCGAGGUUGAAGGGAGCUGGCAAUGAGAUCGACAUCUUGAAGGAGCUUGUGCAGGAGCAGAAGCAGCAGCUGAUCGAUACGUACCAGGAGCACGAGCACGACAUUGCCGGGAAGCUGAAGGAGAUCCAGAACUACGAGAACGAGGCGAAGCAGAUGAGGGAGGAGAUCGAACGGCUCAGCAGGCUCGUCGAGCAGAACUCGGAGCGGUUUGACGAAGCGAUGAAGCAGCAGCUGGAGCAGCUUCAGGAACAACAGGACGAGAUCAGCCACAAGCAGGAGACGAUCGACACGCUGAACGCUCAGAUCAUCGACCUGUACAAGACGAUGGAGGAGAACGCGAAUCGGGUGAUCGAGAAGGAGGACGAGCUGCAGUACCUGCAGGAACUGCUCGACGCCAAGAAGGACGAGGUCGAAACGCUGCAUCAACAGCUGGUCGAAGUCCGGAAGCAGCUGGAGUCAGCUGAACGUCGACUUCAGGAAGCACUAGCAACUCCAGCGGUUGACGAAGGUCGCGUCCAAGAACUCGACACCAAGAACAAGGAACAGCUGGAGAAGCUCAAGAAGUUCGCCGCCAACCUGAAGAAAAAGAACGUCCAAUGCCAGGAGCUGGAAGACAAGCUGGCAAAGGCUCAACAGGAACUCGAGGAAGCCAAGCAAGCUUCCCCCUCCGACGACCUUCGCGAGGAGAACGAACAACUCUCGCAGAAGAUGCACCACCUCAACAACGAACUCCACAAGCUUCUCCAGCAAAAGUACACGCUGGAAACAAGCGGACAGCAAUCCCAGCAUGACCUCCUAACCCUUCAAGAAAAGUACCAGCAACUUGAAGAUCGUGUACAGCAAGGCGAGUCCAAGCUACAACAAGUCGCGAACCAACUCGCCGACAAGCUCAAAGAGUUCCAAACCGUCAGCGAAGACCUCGCCUCCAAGAACGUCAAAAUCGAAAAGUGCAAAGCCAUCAUCAAGGAAAAGAACAAGGAGAUCCAGCGCCUCCAAGAGCACGAACGCAAAACCGCCUACCUCGAGGACGAGAUCAAAAUGUCCCAAAGCAAACUCGAGGACUUCCACAACCAAACGCUCCAACUCGGCCGCCUCAAAGCCGACAAGGAAGACCUCAACGCCGCCCUCAAAGCCGAAUCCGAAAAAGUCCGCCAACUCGAGCUCGACCUCGAACUCGCCGACGAGCAGUCCCGCAAGCUGCGCGACCAAAUCGCCAAGCUCGAGCGCGGCAUCUCCCUCGUCGAGCAGCGCCGCAACUCGCUCGAGCGCCAGAAGAAGCUCCUCGGCGAAGCGCUCGACGAGCGCACCCAAGAGUACAGCGAGCACGAAGAUGAACUCAUGCGCCGGUUGGCGAACCUGACCCAGCACGACGAGGCGAUCGAGCACAAGCUUAAAGAAAAAGAGGACGAACUGCUCGAGCUGGGUGAAACGCUGCGGGACGUUGAGCAUCAACGCGAUCAGCUGCAAACCCGCUUGAACGAUUUAGAGAGGCAAUCCGCGACGCACGAGGAAGCAACCCGCCGAUCGGCGGAGCUCGAGAGUGAUAACUUUGGGUUGGGGCAGCAGGUGGCGGCGCUGCAAGCGGAGGUGAAGAGGGUGCAGGGGGAGGCGGAGGGAAGGGUGGCGGAGAAGGACAGCGAAAUUGAUCAGCUGGAGGUGGAGUUGACGAACCAGCUGGCGAAGAUCGAGAACGAGCGGAAGCUGCUGCAGGAGGGACUGGAGCGGGCGAGGGAUGAGAACGUUGAUUUGAGGGAUGAAGUGGUGCGGCUGCAGGAGAAUGUCAACUCGUUUGAGCAGACGAGGACGGAUUUGGAGAAGGAGGUAACCUGGCUGCGAAUGCAAAACGAAAGCCUGACCCAGGACAGCAACGAGCUGCAAGAGCUGCGGAUGCAGAUCGUGCAGGACCAGACGGAGCUGGAGAACCUCCGCGGUCAGUGCGAGACCCUGGUGCAGAACCACCAGUGCGAGAUCCAGGCGCUGAAGCAGCAGAUCGCCGACAUGGAAGCGAUCCGGACGCAGCUCAGCCAGAACCAGACCGACGACCAGGUACAGGUUCAGAACGAGAUGCGGAAGCUCAAGGGUUUGCUGGAGCAGAAGGAGGAGGAGAUUUUGGGAUUACGAGCUGGGAAGGAGCAAGCUGACGGGGAUUUGGAAGAGUUGAAGAGGCAGCUGGAAGCGCUGGAGCAGAGUUUGAAGAGGGAUGAAGCGCUCGAGCAGCAGCUGGAGAAGAAGAGUUCCGAACUGGAAGCGAUGAGCAAGCAGCUGUUCCCUACCAUGCAAGCGGAACCAAUUGCGGGGACGUCUCAGUUCUUCGCUGGUCAGCCGGAAUCUACUGCCAUCUCCCUGUUUGACUCCGCUGGCGAUGGUUGGGGAUGGGACGAACCCGUCGUAACCCAGCAAGCUCACCAGGAAGUUUCGGCAGUUCCGGAAGUGGACGAAGUCGGCCAACUCCGAGCUCAAAUUGAAGAACUGCAAGCGAAGCUUGCCGCGAUCACCGAUCGCGACGACGAGUUCCACCAGCUAAAGGACGAGCUGGACAUCCUGCGAGCGCAAAAUUCCUCGCUCAGCUACGAGAUCGCCGAGAAGGCUUCCAAGCUGAAGCACAUUGCCGCGACGCUGCAAGCCGAGCAGCUGCGAGCGAGCGAGCUCGAAGAGCAGCUGGAGAAGCUGGAAGGCGAAGUAGUUCCGUCGGUGUCCUCCUUCUUCACCGACUCGAUGGCGCCGGUGUUUGAGGAGCUGGUGGUGCCGAAGGUGACCUACCAGUGCAAGCCGAGCGUGUCGGUCGAGGAACCGAUGUUUGCUACGGCCGUCGCUGGGUCACAGCAUGCGGCGCCCAGCCAGGACAGUGCGUUGGACGAGGAGUUGGCCAAGUUGAAGGCUGCGAGCGAGGAGCAGUGCCAGCGGAUCGAGGAUCAGGUGAGGCAGCUGUUGCAGCUGCAGGAGCUCAAUGGAAGCUUGCAGCAGAAGCUGGAAGAGCAGAACGAGGUUGUUGGAGAACUUAGGCGGGAGGUGGAGAAGCUGUUGGAGACGAAUCAGCAACAGAAGCUUCAAGAAGAUCUCCAGAUCGGUCAACUAAAGCAGGAGAUCGAGAAUCUAGAGCAGACGAAGCAGCGAGGCGACAGCCAGAUAAGUCAGCUUCGACAAGAAGUCGAGAGACUGCUUGAAGAAAACACCAGACAACAACAGCUGAAGGAGACUGAACUUGAGCAACUUAGAGCGUCGAACCAGCAACAUCAAGACAACCAGGUGAGCUCGCUACGACAAGAGAUCGAGCAACUCAGCACCACAAAUCAACAGUUCCUAGCAGAGCAGAAGAGCUUGAAGGAAGCACUGAACAGCCUGCAACAGCACAACGAGCUUGAGCAGACGAAGAUGGAUAUGGAGAGAGAGCAACUACAGCACGAACUGGGCAACCUCAAGCAACUCAACGAGUCGCUCCAGCAAGAUCGCGACACCUUUCUGCAGCUCCAAGACGAGCUGGACAUUGUCCGCGCGCAGAACGCCUCGCUCCAGCACGAACUCCAGGACAAAUCCGACCGCAUCAAGCGACUAGCGGGCACGCUAACCGAAACGGAAGUCCGUAUCGGACAGCUCGAAGCAACGACAGCGGCCUCGUUCUUUGGCGGGGUUGCUGCGCAACCUGCGGCGGAGGUCUUCGAGGAGAUUAUCCAGCCGAAGAAGGCGUUUCAGCUGGAUGAGGAGGACUGCUGGGGAGGUGAGGAAGCGUUGCUCGAGGAGCAACACCAGCGCAAGUCGAGCGAGCGUGACGACUACAUCCGGCAGCUGGAGCUGGAGAAGGAGCGACUGCAGCAGGAGAUCACGGAACUGAAGGUCAAGUCGGGGAAGUUGCUGAAGAAGGUGAAGGAGUACAAGGUGAAGAGUGAGAGCUUGGAGCUGAGGAGGUCGGCCUCGAUCGAGACCAGCGAGCUGGAUCUGGCGAUCCAGGAGGAGCUGAACGCGCAGGUAAGGGGGUUGGAGGGGAAGUUGAAGGAGGUUCAGGCGGAGCGGGAGUCGCUGCUUAAGCGGGUUGACGUGCUGACGGCGGCGAACGAUCGGUUUGCCGAGAUGAAGGAACGUCAGGAUGGGCAGAUCGAGGUUCAGCUGGCGAAGAUCCGCGAGCUUAGCGGGAAGCUGCAGCAGCUGGAGGAUUGGGGAGACGAAAGUACGGAGAAGGAGGUGAAACCUGCGGUGGUGGAAGCCGGUCAGGUUACGAGCGCGGAGGUGGAAGAGCUGAGGAAGGAAGUGGACGAUCUUCGCGUUGACAACGAGGAGUUGCAAGCACUGCUGGAGGAGGAGAAGGCGAACGUGGAGAUCCUGGAGAAGCGAGUCGCGCAGAAGGACGGCGAGAUCCAGGAGUUGAUCGAGAAGAUUGACGGGCUGUCGCAGGACUCGCGCACGAUCAAGACCAGCCUGGAGAGUCUGAAUCAGCAGAAGAGCCAGGAAACGGUCGAGCUGAGUCAGAAGUUGAAGGAGCUGAUGGGCAGGAACACGGAACUUACCCAGCAGAUCGAGAGCAUGCGAUCGGAGAGCUUGUUCCAGAACUCCGAGCAGGAAAGCAAGUUACAAGAGCAGGUUCAGCAGUUGAGCGCACAACUCCAGUACAAGGAAGCGGAGAUCGUACACCUGAGCGAGCGGAUCGAGCAGCAAGCUCGGGAAGAUCAGACGCAGUCGCUGGUGCAGGAGAUCCUGGGCAAGAACCAGGAGAUAUCCGCGCUGAAAGCGCGCUUGCAGCAGCUCCAGUCCGAACACCAGGAUCUGCAGAGCAACCUGACGCUGCAGAUCACGAAGGAACUGGCGGGAAGUCGUCCGGAGGACGACAAGAGCGCCAAGCUAGCAGAGCUGGAGCGAGCAAACCGGGACCUGCUGGAGGAGAAGCACCAGAUGGAGCAGGAACUGCAAGUGCUGAACGAUCAAGUGAUCGCGAGCUUGGAGUUCGAGGAUCGCAUGAAGGGCAUCGUCCUGGAACUCGACGCCAAGAACAUCGAGAUCGAGGCGCUCAAAGCUUCACUGGAGACGCUCAAGCAGAGCGCGGUGAGUUCGGAACAGUCGACUCCUACCGCUUCCAAGGAGCAAGCUGGAGACGAAUCCAUCCGGAAGCAGCUUCAGAAACUCCAGAAGGAGCGAGCCGAUCUGGAAGCCAACUACCGGAUCACGCUCGAACAGCGGGACGCGCACUGGCAGCACGUGGUCGAAGAACGUGGCGCACAGGUCGCGGAAAGCUGGAAGCAGCACGUAGACCUGCGGGAAGCCGAGUUCACCGUGAUCGAGAAGAGUCUCCGCGAGGAGAUCGAGCGGUUACAGGGUCAGAACCCAAAUCCGCCGCAAGCGGCGGCGGAACCCGCCGCGAUCGUGCAGAUGAAGGAAGCGCUGGAAGCGCAGGAGCUGGAGAUCGUGACGCUGAAGGAGCAGCUGGCGAUCCGGAGUGCGGAGUACGCGCGGCUAGCCGCCCAGGUCGAUCCGUUCGCGGUCAAGCACGCGAUGAACAUGGUCACGAGCGAACCGAAGCCGGUCGACAACGGCGACAAGGUGCCGCGAUCGGAGCUGGAACUCGCGCUGUACAUGAUCUACCAGCGGGACAUGCGCUGCGAGGAGCUGGAACUCGAGCUGAGGAAUCUGCUGGAGGAGCGGGACGCUCUCCAGUUGAGACUGUCGAACGCGCUGCGACUGCAGGAGGAGUUCAAGCGGAAGUUCAACGCACCCGUCGGAGAAGCAUCCGGCGACUCGAGUGACCUGUCCAAGACCACCACCCCGGAAAAAUCCCUCCAGCAGAUCGUGCAAGAGUCUGGAAUCGGGGCCGCGACGACGACGACGUCAGCAUCGUCCGUUCCGGAGGAGCUGUCGAGCAAGCUGUCGGAGCUGCAUUCGAUUGGGCAUUCGCGGGAUAAGCGCCAGCAGGAGGAUCGGGAGGAGCGGCACCGGCAGCUGGCGCUGAUACAGCGCGAUCUGGCCAACAUGCCGCUGGAGGCGGCCGCCAGGAUUACCGGGGGCAGCGUGGGAGCACCCUCGGAAUCGUCCUCUCCUCAUCAGCAGCAGCAGGUGCAACAGCAGAGCGCCUCGUCCGUACUAAUCAACUGGAUUUUGGGCAAAAAAUCCGACACGUAGAAAUAUUGCAAACAAAAUUAGAUUUAAAAAUAAUAAUAGGAACCAGUCGCAUUGUGUCGCGUUUCCUUCAUAGGCCAACAAUAUAUUCCAAUCACUGCAAGGUUUGUUCUCCAACUUACAAAACAAAACCAGAAAAGCAGGACUAAACGAGAAAAAUAGCUUAGCGAAAGAAGAAAAAAAGUGACCGGAUGUUACUACGUGUUUAUAUAAGUGUUAUAUUUGUGUGAUCCGACAUUCCUAUCGGGAAUCGUCUGCCGAGGUUAGUCGCUGCGCGGAGUGUGGGCUCACGUCCGAUUGGUCCAACUGUCAGCCGAAGAAGGAGGAAGAGUCUGCCCGGAACUCUUGCCUGUGUGAGUGGCUCUCACCGAUCAGGUUUGAUCUGUCAUUGCAGGGCUGGACAAAGGGGAACUCAGUGGAGUGCGCUCAAUUACACCAUAAUAGGGUGAUCUACACCACACAAUAUUUUUGUGUUUUUGAGAGAGAGCGAAACGAAUUUCACACGACACACAUUCAUAACUUUACGAAUAGAAAACGACCCGAACUACUUUCCAAACUUCAGUGACUUAUUUUGCCCCGAGUUUGGUAAAACCUUUGAUUGACCACUGACAAGCGCUUUGAAAUCUUUACUUUUUGUUUAAUGUUGUUAUUUUUUCCCCUCGCAACUCGCCCCGAUCCUCGCCGAAGGGAAGAAUGUCGAGAAAAAGUCUCAGAAUUGGCGAUGAAGCUGUGUGGAAAGAAGAAUGAAGAUCGGCUCUGGCAGAGUACCGAAAAGAUAGAAAAAUGAGAAGUGUAGUAGAAAAUAUGAAUUAAAAGUUUUGAGGAAAAAAUGCAACCGGAAGAGUCAUUAGAUAGUUUGAUGAUUGAAGAAAACAAACAAUUGAAUAUUCCACUUACCUAUUUUUGUUGUUUUUAAUUUUGUGUAAAUUGUGCAUUUUUUUUCUGUUUGGUUUUUGUACAUAAAGCCACUUUUCCAAAAUUCCUUUUUAGAAAAUGUGUAUAAAAAAUUGCACGUGUAUUGUAUUAUCAUUAUCAGAUGAAUUUAAAUAAAAGGUGUAUCAAUGACAAAUA